CGUAAACAUUCGUACCGGCCAGCACAAGAAAUAGAAGUUCGUGCCGCUCGUGCCGUUUGCAUUGCCAAAUGUUGGCAUUAUUUCGUCGUGCAGUAGUUUCCGUAGAAUUCCAUCGUUUAGUACCAUUGGUGAAACAAAAAAUACGCUCACACCGUUCCGUAGUACCGAAACCGUCGCUGCUGGACGAGACGGUAACCAAGAGAUUUGUGGUCGAACUAGCAGCUGCCGUGGAAGCAAAGUUUGCGGAAAAGAAGGUUGAGGCACAGAAACGGAUGGAGGCACGUAAAGCUAGACGGGAAGUGGAGCAGCGAUACAACGGUGCAGUUAAGCGACGCAAAUGGGAAGAUCCUCCGGAUGAUCCGGAGGCGGUGAAAAACUUCGAUCCGGCUUCGCGAGUGAAGCGUCGCAAGAGUAUUAUUUUGCUGGGCUACUCGGGCGUGAAUUAUUUUGGCAUGCAGCGAAACCCCGGUACCAAAACGAUCGAAGAAGAUCUUCUCCGGGCGAUGUUGAAGCAAAAUUGGAUCAACGAUGAGGGCUUCCGGCAACCGCAGCAGAUUCAGUUCCAGCGAGCAGCACGCACGGACAAGGGAGUAUCCGCUGCGAUGCAAGUUGUUUCUAUUAAACUGCCCGAUAGCUUGGAUGUUGAAGCGCUAAACUCCGAGUUGCCUUCAGAUAUUCGGGUGUACGCAGUGAAGCGCGUCACCAAAGGAUUCAACUCCAAAACAAACUGCGACGCACGGACCUAUACCUACACACUGCCCACGGUAGCGUUUGCGCCAAACGACGAAAAAGUAAACAUUUUAACGUACCGUCUUCCGGCUGAACGAUUGAACCGAGUGAACGAAGUUCUCUCCCUUUACGUGGGUACCAAGAACUUUCACAAUUUCACCAGCCGUAAAGAGUUUCUUGAUCCAUCCGUCAAGCGGUUCAUCAUGAUGUUCGAAUGUGAUGCACCGUUCGUCCCCGAAGGUACGACAGCGGAGUUCGCCACCAUCAAAAUCAAAGGACAAAGUUUCAUGCUGCAUCAGAUACGUAAAAUGGUCGGCCUCACCAUAGCCAUCGUGCGAGGUCUGGCCGAAAGUGAACUGAUUGAGAAGGCCUUCGGACAGGAACGAUACGGUAUCCCGACCGCCCCGGGACUUGGAUUAGUUCUAAGUAGAAUUCAUUACGAUAAGUACAACAAGCGAUAUGGCGAAGAUGGCUGCCACGAGACGUUGGAAUUCGAAAAGGAAGAAUCAAUGAUACAGGAGUUCUUUAAACAGCACAUUGCUUCCAAAAUCGUUGAGACGGAAAUGGGCACUAAUUCAAUGAUGGAAUGGUUAGAAAAAUUGCCACUUCAUAGUUAUGAGCCGCGGGAUGAGAAUGAUACGAGUGAAUGGAAACCUAGGAAUCAAAAAGCUUCUGCCGACGGUGACGAUGACGAAUAAAGGUGAUGGAAGUAGGACGAAGAAAUAGAACCGGAAUAGUCUAUAGUUUAACAUCUAUUUAUUUUCUUGAAUAUCAUAAACGUUCGCAUCGAAACUAG
Molecule: messenger RNA, 1525 nt
Organism: Anopheles coustani
Lineage: Eukaryota; Metazoa; Arthropoda; Insecta; Diptera; Culicidae
Gene: Pus1
Product: pseudouridylate synthase 1 homolog
Exons: 2
Coding region: 69-1427 (452 amino acids)
Biological process (GO): mRNA pseudouridine synthesis; tRNA pseudouridine synthesis
Cellular component (GO): nucleus
Molecular function (GO): RNA binding; pseudouridine synthase activity
Source: RefSeq, a predicted model, not a curated record